AUGGGCGCGUUGGAGCGCAAGUACAAUGAGCUGAAAUGUGACGUUGACCAUCGACCCGAGGUGGCAUUUUGUCAGGCAAUAAGUGCGCUCGUCACGUGUUUCCAGCAAAUCAUGUUUUUGUGCUCUGUGGAGAGCUUGCUGUCGAUAUACGGCAACGAGCUAGGAAUGCUGGGUGAUACUGAGACAGCUGUCAAAGAGCUGGGUCGAGUGCUCAUUGAACUGCGGUCUAUGAAAUCCCCGCGCGCGACGGCGUUCCGUGUCUCCAUUACUUCGGGACCAUCAGGCAUCGUGGUCGAGCUUCCGAUCAUUACACGUCGUGCGAGUGAAUACCUGAGCAUAGCAUGCAUCCAGUUCCAGGCCAGGACGCAGUAUCAGGGGCCAUUUUUUUGCCUCUUUUGA
Molecule: messenger RNA, 399 nt
Organism: Hyaloperonospora brassicae
Lineage: Eukaryota; Oomycota; Peronosporomycetes; Peronosporales; Peronosporaceae
Source: the annotation of a GenBank genome assembly